AUGCGGGGAGCUUCGGCAGCUGGUGCGGCUGUUUCGUUUGUUUGCUGCUGCUCCAGCAGCAGCUCAGCCAGCAGCACAGCAGCAGCAGCAGCAGCAGAAGAUGCAGAAGCGCUGCCUGAGGGUAUGGAGCUCGCCAUAACAAUUGUGUUGACACCCACGAGGCUGCCGCAGCUGUUGGGGGCCCUGCAGCUUCCGUCUCUUCCUUUGGGGGCCCUUGAGGCCCCAGCAGCAGCAGCAGCAGCAGCAACAGCAGCAGCAGCAGGAGCAGGAGAAGAGGCAGAUGCAGCAGCAGGAGGUGCAGCAGCAGCAGCAGCAGCAGCAGCAGCAGCAGGAGAAUGCUGCUCUUCUUUGUUAAAAAAAGGAGACAAAGACAACACCCCUAGCCUCAAUCUUCUGCUGCUAGCUGAGCCCCUAAUACCAUCCCCCGCCAUCUGCUUCUCGCUGCCCCCCCCGCAGCAGCAGCAGCAGCAGCAGCAACAGCAGCAGCAGCAGCGGCAGCAACAGCAGCAGCAGCAGCAGCAGAGGACAGGUGAUGAGGAUUCCGGGGAUCCACAAAAGAACCACGUAGACGGAGCAAGCAGCAGCAACAGCAACAGCAACAACAGCAGCAGCAGCAGCAGCAGCAACGACAGCAGCAGCAGCAGCAAAGCUGUUCGCUGGUGCAAUGUGCUGCUGCUGCAGCACGAGGGCCGGCAGCAGCCACAAGUAAAGAACACAGAUUGGGUAGUUCCUGCUGCUGCUGCUUGUGCUCUGUCUCUGUGUCUUUUGUUGUUGUUGCUUCUGCGGCAGCAGCUGCAGCAGCAGCAGCAGCAGCACGCAGCAAAGCUGGGGGUACCCCUGGAGGAGGUAAUCCUAGAUAAAGACGGGGCCCUCCUUGAAGGCUGCAGCAGCAACAUAUUGGUAUAUUCUUCGUCUCGUGGUUGUGUGUUGACGGCCCCGGAUAGUGUUUGUUUAGCUGGGGAGACGCGGAGACAGUCGAUUGUCUCCUUUGCUGCUCGCGGGGUGGAGACAGUGUAUGAGGCCCCCCAGUGGUCACGGAGACAAACAGACCAGUGGUCAGCUGCCUGGAUCUCCUCAGCCAGCAGGCUGCUGCUCCCAGUACGCGCUAUCUUUAAACCCAAACACCAGCACCAGCUGCAGCAGCAGCAGCAGCAGCUGCAGCAGCAGCAGCAGCAGGAGCAGGAGCAGCAGCAGCAGCAGGAGCAGCAGCAGCAGCAGGAGCAGGAGCAGCCGCAGCAGCAGCAGCAGCAGCAGAAGCGUGCUGCUUGGAUAGCUGUAGAUACACCUGGGGAGGCCCGCGUGUACUGUCUCCAUACAGAAGACACCACAAACCCUCAAGACAAACCCUCACAGCAGCAGCAACAGCAGCAACAGCAGCAGCAGGCUGCUGCUGCUGCUGCUGCUGCUGCUGCUGCUGCUGCUGAUGCUGAUGCUGAUGCUGCACUGCAGCAGCACCAGCUGCUGCUGCUGUUGCUGCUGCUGCUUCUGCUGCGCAGCAGCAGCAGCAGCAGCAGCAGGAUGUUGCGGCAGCAGCUGCCUGGGGUGUACAGGCAGCUCAUCUACGUUUGCCUUUCGUUCGGGUGA
Eimeria mitis is the source of this 1584-nucleotide messenger RNA. RefSeq lists its product as uncharacterized. Bases 1 to 1584 code for a protein of 527 amino acids. Gene Ontology annotation, cellular component: nuclear membrane; nuclear pore nuclear basket; nuclear pore central transport channel. NCBI's taxonomy places the organism in Eukaryota, Apicomplexa, Conoidasida, Eucoccidiorida, Eimeriidae. Gene Ontology annotation, molecular function: single-stranded DNA binding; catalytic activity; phospholipid binding. Gene Ontology annotation, biological process: regulation of DNA-templated transcription; nuclear pore organization; NLS-bearing protein import into nucleus. The transcript has 8 exons. The record is from RefSeq and is a predicted model, not a curated record.